Cercospora beticola is the source of this 3216-nucleotide messenger RNA. RefSeq lists its product as uncharacterized. Gene Ontology annotation, cellular component: cytoplasm; nucleus. The record is from RefSeq and is a predicted model, not a curated record. NCBI's taxonomy places the organism in Eukaryota, Fungi, Ascomycota, Dothideomycetes, Mycosphaerellales, Mycosphaerellaceae. Gene Ontology annotation, molecular function: protein binding.
AUGUCGGGCGUCGAAGUCAUCACUACUGUUCAGCUUAUCGAUGCCUGCGUUGGCAUUACAAGGACCAUAAUCGAGAUAGGACAAGCCGCCCGGGACGCCAAAGGAUUACCUGACAGGCUGAAAGAGCUUUUCGAGAGACUUCCAGCAAUCGAGAGUCUUCUCAAACUGGCGCGCGAGAACCACGACAAGGUACCCAGCGGAGACAGAGAGAGUGUCGAGCCUACGUUACGGCAGUGCAAGACUUCCCUUGAGGAGUUGAAAGCGCUGUUUUGGAAGGCCUGCCCUGAAGACCGCGAACACUAUAGCAAAAGAAUUUGGCGAGGCACGAAGACCGUCUUUUCGGGCAGGGAGAGCCAACUCCUGCGGCUGCUCGACACAAUCUUGGGAAAUCUAAAACUACUCGAGCAGAUGAAGGUCUACGAGAUUGACGACCGGCUGGACUCACUAUUGGAGACCGUUCAACUUUUGGCACAGGACGAAAGUCCCAGAGCGCACAACACCCACCAUGGCUCGGGAAAUCAAAACAUCCACCAAGGGUCUGGGCACAUGUACUUCCAGGGAGGCGGAGUUGGCGGUACUUUUCAUCAACAUUUCGCUGCGCCACUGACUAAAACGGAGGAUCUGUGUCUCCAAUCAUUGGCCUUCCCGGACAUGGAAACUCGAGGUGACAUCGACCCGGCUGCUGAUCAAACAUGCGAAUGGAUAUUACAGCACGCGAAGUACCUGGAUUGGAACAGACAAGGAGGCCUUUUAUGGAUCAAGGGUAGGCCAGGCACUGGUAAAUCUACGCUUAUGGAGUACCUCCGAAAGACGGACCUCCAGAACUCUAACAACAUCGGCGAAAGUGAAACCCUCGUCCUUUCAUUCUUCUUUCACCGCCGAGGCCACGAGCUACAGAAGACUCCUCUUGGGCUUUUCCGUUCCCUGCUACAUCAGAUUCUCCGAUGUGAUCAGAAGAUUAUGUCUCUUUUUGUGAAAGACACCCGCUUCGAAGCGCGGUACCGGACUGAGGGUGAACCUGGCAAAAGCGACCAAUGGGACUGGACGACACCAGACCUUCAAUCACUCUUCUCCGACUGUGUUCUCCGCGUUACAAAAGCCAAACCCAUUCGGCUGUACAUCGAUGCACUGGACGAGAGCGGCGAGAACGUGGCAAUAGUGCUUAUGGACUACCUCAAAUCGCUCCAGACACGAGCCGAACACCGUCUGAAAAUUUGUGUUUCUUGCCGGCCCUGGCCAGAUGUCAUCUAUGGCUGGCAGUACUGCAUUGACGUUGUCGAAGAAAAUGCGCAAGACAUAAAGCAUCUGCUUCGUGCAAAGCUAAGGAACUGGUUGGUCGAUGCUGUGGAGAUCGAAAACGAAGUCGCUAGCAGAUCUUCAGGCGUCUUCCAAUGGACAGUUGUUGUUGUAGAACGAGUUCUAUCGCUACGUAAAGCAGAUACUGCGACUAUACUACUCCAUAUCACAGAGGCGCCCGGGAAUCUCGACGACAUUUAUCAUGGGAUGAUCAGCAAGCUGGUGGAAGAUGACAGAGAAGCCGCGUCACGAUUGUUUCGAUGGUUGAGCUUCGCAAAAAGGCCGCUUUCACUUACAGAGAUUCGGCAUGCAGUGGCUGUAGAAGCGAACACAGAAGUAUGUCUUUUCAAGGACUACGCCUCCUCUUUGCACUGGUGCGAUAGCGAUGACAAGAUGCGAGAAAGGCUGAGACGUCUGUCCUUUGGUCUAAUCAAGAUUCUUGAGACCCAUGAUGGUGAAACGACUGUCCAGUUUGACCACGAGUCCGUUCAGGAUUAUAUGUUAAAUCGUGGUGUCUCAUUCCUCGAACACAUAAGGUCCGUCGAUUCAGCUGAGGAGUUGCGCGGAAGGUCUGAAUUGAUCUUGUCCCGUGUGUGCUUUCAUUACUUGGCGCGGUUGGAGGCCUUGCAGGAUGAUCGUGUGAUCCACGGGUAUGCCACAGAUUCUUACAUCUCCAACAAGUAUCCCUUCGCUCUAUACGCAGUUACCUACUGCUGGAUCCAUGCAUCGGACGCUGAAAUUUCAGGCCACUCCGCCAAGUACAUCCUCGAGCUCGCACAAUGGCCCGACAACAAGAUAGCUUACAUGAGACGCAUGCCAGUUCCGGACACGUACUCUGGUCGCCCUCUCACUGAGGGAGCGAUUGCCGUGCAACACUAUGCAGCCUGUCACGGAAUUUCCAGUAUUAUCGAACACCUGACUAGCAAGUUGUCGAAACGUAAACGCUUCAUGAGACUUUUACGAAAGCAAGCCGACAAUAUCGAUGCAAAGGAUCGAAUAGGCCGCACCCCUCUCUGGUAUGCUGCUUGCCAAGGCCACGUGUCCAUCGUAGAGUCGUUACUAAACACGCGUCGAGUCGAUGUCAAUGCAAGAGAUCGCGAUGGAACGUCGCCUAUAUGCAUUGCAGCAAGACAAGGCCGAUACAAUGUCGUGUCAAUACUCUGUGGGAACACGAAAAUCGAGGUCGACAUCAAGAACGACGGUGGAUUCACACCAUUUGCCGCUGCCGCAUCCCAGGGCCAUGAGAACAUAGUCAGGUUGCUUCUUCAAAACAAGGAGAUUGAUGUCGAGGCUAAGGACCGUAUAGGAUCGACCCCAUUGGCGAAUGCAGUACGUUGCGGCCACGAAGGUAUAGUCCAGCUGCUUCUAAGGCACGAGGGUGUUGAUCCUGAGUCUCGUGAUAUGUUCGACGAAACUCCCUUAAGCUUGGCAGCAAGCGGCAACCAUGUGAGCGUGGUACAAAUGCUUUUGAGGAAUAAGAGGGUCAGUCCUCGGUCUGCAAAUGCUUUACGCCAGACACCGCUCUUAUGUGCAGCUUAUUCUGGGAGUGUGGGAGUGGUGAGGCAGCUGUUGAAGCAUGAGAAAGUGGACUUCAAUGCUAGAGAUAUUUUCGACUUGACGCCACUGAUGGUGGCAGCAGCUGAAGGCCACCUGGAUGUGGUGGAGUUGCUACUAGAGAACGACCUUGUUGAUGUCAAUGCUACUCUGCCAGGAUCGACUCGCAGCACAGGUCUUUGGCAAGCGGCGAGCAGAGGCCAAGACGAAAUCGUCAAGGCCAUCCUGCGCACGGGAAAGGCGGACACGAACGUGAAGGGUUUGAUAGAGGGUGAUCGAAUCACAACCCCUCUAGAGAUAGCAGAGGUCAAAGGGCAUCAGCAGGUCGUGGACAUUCUCCGUGAGUAUGAGAAAGAGCAAGGCUGA